Nylanderia fulva is the source of this 2703-nucleotide messenger RNA. RefSeq names its product lectin, mannose binding protein ergic53 (gene ergic53). Gene Ontology annotation, cellular component: endoplasmic reticulum-Golgi intermediate compartment; COPII-coated ER to Golgi transport vesicle; endoplasmic reticulum membrane. Gene Ontology annotation, biological process: endoplasmic reticulum to Golgi vesicle-mediated transport. Lineage: Eukaryota; Metazoa; Arthropoda; Insecta; Hymenoptera; Formicidae. Gene Ontology annotation, molecular function: D-mannose binding. The record is from RefSeq and is a predicted model, not a curated record.
GGCCGAAAUCUUGCGCGUUCGGCCAAUCGGCGGAUGUUGUCAACCGGCUUCCAGCCGAGCGCAGUCGGUCGACAACCACCGACGACGACGACGACGACGACUCGAUUCCACCGUCGUCGACAAUCGCGAUGAAGAUGGCCGCCGAGGUGAGGUGGCUCCUGGCUUUUCUACUGUCAUGCGUCGUCCCGUUUUGCCGCGGCGAGAUGCCGCAUCGGAAGUUCGAGUACAAGUACUCGUUCAAGCCGCCGUACCUCGCGCAAAAGGACGGCAGCGUACCGUUCUGGGAAUACGGCGGCAAUACCAUUGCUAAUGCAGAAAAUGUCAGAGUAGCACCAUCACUUAAAAGUCAAAAAGGUGCAAUAUGGUCAAAGCAGCCAAUAACUUUCGAUUGGUGGGAAGUAGACUUAGUAUUCCGUAUAAGUGGACGGUCAAGGAUAGGAGCAGAUGGUUUAGCAUUCUGGUACACGACUGCCAAAGGAGCCUACAACGGCACUGUUUUCGGCAGUUCGGAUCUUUGGACAGGCCUGGGAAUUUUCUUCGAUUCGUUCGAUAAUGACAAUAAACAUAAUAAUCCAUAUAUUAUGGCUGUUAUUAACGAUGGCACAAAGAUCUUUGAUCAUGCAAAUGAUGGCUCUACGCAGCAGUCGGCAGGUUGUUUGCGAGAUUUCCGCAAUAAACCGUUCGCUACGAGAGCGCGAAUAGAAUAUUAUAAAAAUACGUUAACGUUGCUGUUUCAUAAUGGUAUGACAAAUAGUGAUCAAGAUUACGAAACGUGCUUUCGGCUUGAUAACAUCGUAUUACCGAGAAAUGGAUACUUUGGUGUUUCCGCUGCAACUGGUGGCUUGGCCGACGAUCAUGAUAUCUUACAUUUUCUAACCCUUUCUCUGUAUCCUCCCGGACAGUUACCAGUUGAUGGGCAUAAAGUUUCUUUAGAGGAACAGGCUAAGCUUCAACAGGAAUACUUAGACUACCAAAAGAAACUAGAUGAACAGAAAGAGGAAUAUCGCAAAGAACAUCCAGAUAAGUUUAACAAACAGGAAUACGAAGAAUACUAUGAAACCGAAAGCCAGAAGGAAUUACGGCAGAUAUUCAAUGGACAGAGUCAAAUGUUCGAUGCCUUGCGUGAACUUAACAAGAAAUUAGAUGAAAUCGUUGGAAGGCAAGAGAGAGCAUUAAGCUUGAUAUCACAAAUUCAACCGGGUCAAGCAGUUAUGAACGGUCAACCAGGACAGCAACCUGUACUGAUUGACACCAUACGCCGGCAGGAAGUCGAGGCUGUACUGAAUAAUCAAAAUAUCAUAAUAAAUGCAGCCAGUGAGAUUAGGUCAUUUAUGGGAGAACUUCAUACCAAGACUGAAUCUAUUCUUAACAAUCAAGCGCGCGCUCCGACAGCACAGGUGCAACCAAUGGGAUAUGAUCAGCAGUCGUUUAUGGCAGAGAUACGAGAUGGGAUAAAUUCGUUAAAAAAUGCUAAAACCACGGGAAAUGCAACAGAUUGUCCUAAUUGUCUAACAACCAGCAUGUUCUUGCUGUUCAUCGCGAUACAAAUGAUAAUAUUAUUGGUGUACAGCAUUUACCGGGACAAUAAAGAGGCGCAAAUGAAAAAACUUUAUUAAGGUACACAUUAUUCGCGGCCGGAAUUAACAAUAUAUUCUUAUUUGUGAAUUAUGUGACUCAAUAUUUUUAUUAUUCGUUUAUUCAUAUUCGCGAUCUGCAUGUUUCUCAACAUUUGUAUAAUAAAUACAUCUUUCAUCUUUGUCAGAUUGAUCUGAAAUUGUACAAUCGAAUAUUGCUCUACAAGAGGAUAAAAAAAGACAAUCUCACAUCGAUGUGACCCAUUAUUUUAAUUAAAUAUUUCCAUUUAAAUGGGAAAAGUUAUUUCCAUAUACAUAAUAAUGACACAAUUAUAGUCAUCGUCGAUACAAUUGUAGUCAUUCUAUUUUGGUAGAAUAUGUUUGGAUGAAUAGAGGAACAAUUACAAUUAAAAAUUACUUAUAAAUGAGUAAAUCUUAUAAUUUUAAGAAUUAAUUAAAGAUUAUGAGGUUCACGAGAUAUUUUCUUGUAUAUCAUUAUAUAUAUACAUACAUAUAUAUGUAUAUAUAUAUAUUUUUUAUUGUCGAGAUUGUCACGAACAUGUUUAUCAUUACACGUAAAUUGUUUUAAAAUUUCAUAUGUAAUAGCUGUAUUGAUUACUCUCUCGCGCAACUAUUUUUCAUGUAAAUUUUUGUACGAUAUUUUGUAUUACGCAUUUAGUACUUGAAUAUAUAUAUAAUUUACGUUAUUCAUAAGAACUGUUUGAGAUCAUUCGGCUGCGAAUCGAUUGCCACUAGUUGGAGGGAAGAAUUAUAUGGUGAAGCUUGCAACCCCCCAUUAUACAAUAAUGUGAUCAUUCGAUUAUUCCAUCAGAGGUUGUAAAAUAAUAUUAUGCAUCCGAAUGUGCAUUCGUAUACUUAACAAUUUAUCUUGUCACAUCAUAAAGUUGAUCGUAUGCAACGACUGCGUUUUUGAAGCUAUAGUAAGAACUCUAUUGUAUGUAUUGUAUGUAUGCAAGAUGUAUGAGUAGUAGUGAUAGUAUAUAUACAGGAAAAUGGGGAAUUUAUAAGUUCGUUGUUCUCUCCACAUCAUUGCAUUUGUAAAAGUUUAUUGAAUAUUGUAAAGAUGAUAUAUCUGAUAAUGAAAAUACAAAAAUAUAAAAACGAGAAA